Linnemannia hyalina is the source of this 5004-nucleotide messenger RNA. NCBI's taxonomy places the organism in Eukaryota, Fungi, Mortierellomycota, Mortierellomycetes, Mortierellales, Mortierellaceae. The record is from the annotation of a GenBank genome assembly.
AUGGACACUCUCCUGAAACUUCACAACCAGGACCCAUCGGGAGCCACUCUCAGGAACCACCUGGAUGAAGUCGACUCUGGUCAGGACCAGAUUUCAAACUUGAUAGCAGAGAGCUUUCGGGAAAAAGGACUCGCGUUCAACGGGAGUGAAUAUGGCGCAGACUGUCUGCAACUUGUUCGAGCUAUCUUGCGAGCCUCGCCAGAGGAAGGAGAAUCGUCAAGCAGGCGAUCGCAGGUCAUCAAAGGAUGCAUCUCAUGGCUUAUCCAAGUAGGAGACGAAGAGACUGGCGGAACAAGUGCCAUUCAGCUGGAGGAGGUUACAGGGAAACUGGUCAAUAUCCUUAUUGACGUUGGUCACUCGUUCGACGCGGAUGCCUUGGUCCAAUCGAUCUACACUAUGACCGAGGCCGUCAGGAACCAGCGCCACCCUAAUCGCCAACUUUUCGCACUCUUCUCCCGGAUGUUGGUGAUUGCAGCAAACCUCGGCACUGUUCUCGUCCCGGACUCUUCGGAGGAAAUCUCAGGAAACGAAUUCAAGGAUAUUAUUCUGGACCGGAUAUUCACUUCACCGUGGAAUCGCAAGAGCGUCGUACCCCUGGCAUCCGCACUAGCAGAUGUUGAGAUGGAGAGCCAACAGUUGGAGAUGGCGAUUGUCAAGAUCAUGAAGCAGUUCAAGCAAGUCGAUGCUGCAGACCUUCCGAUUCUGCUCCACAAUCUCCUGUCACUCUCAUCUAAAGGUCACCAACAAUUGGUACUGAGGGGAACGCUGGAGUUUUUCGACCGAUUGAACGCAGGAGGGCACAUUUCUGAUAGUCUUCGUUCAGAGAACACCAAGGACGUGGCACAUUUGGAGUUCAAGGAUCUGACUGCUAUAGUGAGCGCCAUCAUCCUCCACUUCAGCUACGCCGUUGGACAGGAUCAGGAACUGGGAACAGAGCUCUUGAAGCACAUGAAGAAUGGAAAGACGGCGUACCUUUCGUCAUUCUCGCUGGCGUGUCUUUUGACUAUGACGAGGAUCCACCGCUUCGAGGAUAGCGUCUUGGACUAUCUCAAGUCGUCCAUUUUGACAGUGUUCAGAGAUCAGGAGAGAAUGCAAAAGGAUUCAUGGGUGCUCCAAUUCGAGGGCAUGUCCCCACCUCCAAUCCUGGACAUGUUUUACGAUAUCAUUCGAAAGCUUCCGUUUGAUCUGGAGCAGUUGACGCCAAGCGUUGUACAGUGCGGAGUGCAUAUCAUGGAUUAUGCCGCCCCGCCAAGCCCUUGGAAGGCAUCAGACGCGGUCAAGAAACAUGGACCAAAGUCACCAAACGAACGCGCCUGUGAACUUGGAGCAUCUAUCCUUGCGGAAACAUUCAAGACCCAAGCUUCUGCCCGGACAGAGAUUCUCGACUGCAUCAUGUCCCGAAUCGUCAGCAAAUCUUCCAACACUGUUUACUUUCUGGACCUUCUUGAAUCCAUUACCAAGGACAGUCCCGAUGCGUUGGAAGAGCACCUUUCUCGAGUCAAAGAGUCUCUUGAUUACCUCUCCUUUCUCACUCCCUCGACCGCCGUGCGGCUCAUGGCGGCGGUCAAGGAUGUUGCCAAACAGAACCGCCCGUUCCGCGACAGCCUGAUUCUCAUUCUUCGAAAGUCCUUGUUCUCAAAGAACUUGGAAAGUCGACAGGUUGCACUCUCAGGUUUUCUUCUCCUGUUGAAGCCAUCAUCAAAGCCUCGACUAAGUAUGCGAGGUGGAUCCAGCCGAUCCAGUAACAUCCAAGGGCAGGAACACGAUCUGUUUGGCUACUCAUUGGAGAUUCUAGGAACACUUCGGCGAUGCUUGGGCCAGCAGGGAGAGGUGCGGCUUUCCCUCUAUCUCGGCUUGAUGGAGAUUGUAGAAGCUAUGCCACAGCUAAACCCCGUCGUCUUUGAGAUCCUCCAGGCACACUUUGCCCACUUUUACGACCCCACGUUCAAUCGAAUGGCGCCGCUGAAGCUGGAAGAGUGUGUUGGUCAGGCGAGAACUGGAGGAGAACCUACCUUCGUUGAGCCACUUCAGUAUCUGAUGAGCGGAGUUGUCCGCUCCCUCAUCGGUUUAGAAAAGCUCAAGAGAAAGGCACCUCACACCCAAGCCAUAUCGGCGGAUGACCAGCUGGUGGAGGAGUGUGUUCGAGAUCUGGAUAACAUCCUCUUGGGUCUCGAACGCGCGGGAUUGGAGGACUUUGCACUCGACAAGACGUCUGACUUUAGUAUGGCAAGCAACAUUGGCGCUCGUAACAACAUGUAUGCUACGCUGUUAAAUGGCUGCUACGAGGCUGCGAUCGAGUUUGUGGUGUUGAGGCAAUCGUCUCAAGGCGAAACCUCUGCUUCAAACGGUAAAGGUAUUGCUCACAGCCGCCAGAGCUCGUCAGACCGUCAGUUUCAAUCCAUGACCCUCAACGCUGGAUGUUCCGAUUUGAUUCUGCACUUGUUUGGCAAGAUGCGCAAGCUUCACGAUAUUGUCAAAGAUAAGGUCGUUAUGCAGCGAGGCAAAAAGUUGGGUCCACUCGGCGAGUCAUCGGCACUUGGAGUUGAGUGUGUGACAAAGCUGGUGGAGUGUAUGUUCGCAGAGCCUACCGACGGUGAAGAACCAGAUGCAGAAGCUCUCAGACUCAAAUCAAACGACGAGUUUUUGGUUUAUAUCACGACAGUCAUUCAAGCUUUGCUGACAAGGCUGCACACCUCUGCAGAGUCGCUGAGCGACAAUGAUUAUGACUACUGCAGGAGACUCACGAGCGUACUGGUACGUGAGUUCAUUGUCAGCGAGAGACCUGAUGGACCCAAGGCCAUGGCGGCAGGAGCGAAGGGCAAGGAUAAGAACAAGUCCUGGUUGAUGUCUGGAAUCGAGGCGCUCACAGCUGGUCUGAUGACCGUUCAACGAUUCUACCCUGUUAAUCCCUCGGUAAUGGGUACCACAUCCGAAUCUCUUCACAACCGCAAGGUUGUUGCCGGGUUCUUGGCUGCAACACUGCCUCAAGCCAAUGGUGGCCAUGGACGUGAUCAGCGAGCGUCGGAUGUGGUUGCCUGGACCACUUCACGGACGAUCCGUAACGAUGUCGACAGUCUUGCGGCUGCCUACAUUCAAUACUUGCAGGAGCUGCUGGUUAUGUUUGUGAACGAGACUAUCCCUCUGUUGAAAGAGGCCGUCGGUGUUCUCCAAGUGAUCCAAGUCCUCUCGCAAUAUCUCUCACGAUCUAGCGAUCUCGACAGCCAGGGUGGCCAACAAGGUGCCGGCAACUCAGGUCUCUCCCGCGCCAGCUCGACACUGAGUACGGACUCUACAUCGUCCGGACCAAGUCAAUUGGAUAUGCUAGUCCAUUGGUUGGUGAAACUAUGCAGGGAUCAGGCAGUGGACGACACGACGUUGACGAAGGCAUUGCUGUCGAUGAUGCUACAGUUGGAGCAAGAGUGCAUGACCCCUCAAGCGAACGCGGACUUGUUGGCAGUUGAUGAUAUUCCAAAUGGUUCAGCGUCCAACGUCAAGCCCACCAUGGGACCCGUCUCUCUCGGUUUUGGCAGUGUUACAGCAUCAUCCGUGGUUGCACAGUGCCCCGAGACUGCCACACGGUUGCGCCUGGCAGCAGAUAUCUUGCUCACUUAUGGCAUGAACCAUGGCGGUCCCAAUUUGCCCAGUCUCCGAGACUUGCCGGACGAGAUCCCACAAGGAGAAGGUGUGGAGGAAGGCAUCAUGCGGCUGUUCAAUUUGAAAAGGGAAAUUGGUAUCGAGGCUCGGUUUUCGGUCGUGACCAUACGGACGUCCGGUGUUGUCGCGGAUGUCCUGUUGCAGCAAGUCGAGCGUUCGCUCGAAGGCCUUGAAUGGGCCUUGGGCAAACUCCGAUUCUGCGGAUUGGCUCAAGCAGGCUCUGACCUUCCAUGCCCUAAGCAUUCGACAAACGGCAGCCAUGCACAGCUCCACGAGUCACCGUCACCGCACUCUGAGGCCCAUGGGUUGUGCCUUUCUGGUGAAUGCAAGGUUACGAUGGGCAAGAAACCCUUCCAGGAGUUUGAGGGCGAGAUCUGUUGGCGAGUUGAGGCUUGUCUCUGGGUCCUAGUCCGUAUCUCACAGUCGUGUAUCAAUCAGGCAACCUCGGAGCACUUGAUUCGGGUUCUGCAGCGAUGCUAUAAGGUUCUAACGGCCCUGACUAAGCAUUACCUGAAACCAGCAACGGUGUCGCCUCUGAACCUGUUCCCUAUGGUGUCGUCUGGUCCAGGGUUGUCUCUUUCCGCUACAAAGUUGAGGAGCAAGGGAGGACAGAACAAGGCCAGUGCGGGGGUGAUUCAACUGCCACAUGGUUUCCUUCGUGUUACGCAAGUUGCGGGAAUGGAGCUCUCUGUCCAUCUAUACACGUUCCUAAGUUAUUUCCAAAUGUUGGACGAGGAGCGAAGGAGCCGAGAUCACGAACGUCAAACAAGAGGCAAGAAGGGCAAAGGUGGUGCUAAGGAGGAUGACAAGGGCAAGGACCCUAUGAAUGAUGAUGAGGGGGGCGUUCCCAAGAACAAGGUAGGAGGAGGAGCAACUGGCGGUCGAGGUGGUGGUGGUGUUGGGGGGAGUGCAAAGUCCCGUCAAAAGGCCAAGAUUUUGCGGGAGUCCAAGUUGAUUCCGACGUUGAUUUAUGGGGUGGAGCAGUACGAGCGGUUUGUGAUCCAGCUUAGCAAGAAAUCCAAGGUUCAUCUGACGCAAUUUAUGAGACGCAGUACAGCGCGAGAUUUCCGGAUCCAGAUUCAGCGGCUCGGAGACCUGGGUUUGGAGGACCAAUACGACGAAGAGCGACAGCUUGAGCAGCUGCAGCUGCAGGAGCAGGAGCGAGAGCAAGAGCAAUUGCAGAUACUGCAGCAACAGGGACAUCAUCAGCACGAGGAAAGAGAAGGAGAUGUCGAUAUGGAGGUGGAUGAUGACGACGGUUUGGCUCAGGACGAAGAUGAGGGAGAAGAAGAGCAAGACGAGGAAGAAGAAGAGACGCUCCACAAUCGCAAGCGCGCUCGUCGUACUUGA